AUGAACACCACCGCUUCAAUCGAAUUCGAGCUUCUCUCAAUGAAACCCGCUUGCUACACUUCCCUUCGAGACAUCCUGCGAUCACCGGCAACUGUUGUUCAGCUCUCGAAAGCUCCCUACUCUGCCGCCAAUCCGGGGUAUGAAAUCAUGAUUCGAAACCGCCUAGUGAAACAGGCAGCCUGGGCUUAUCUCCAACCCAUGUCAACCGACACUGAGUCAGGUGGAUCGGCUGUCUUCAACCGCCUGUGGACCCAGUUUACCGGUGCACUCUUUCGUCUUAUAACCACCGCCUUUGAUUGCAUUCUCCUGUCACUUCAGUUAACGAAUCAGGUUCCCCUGGAGCGUCUAAACAUUAGUCAAACGGGUUCUCUAUGCCCCGAAUUUGAAGCGGUUACACGUCUGUCUUUUGCUUGCUUUGAUCGAUAUUAG
This is a messenger RNA of Helianthus annuus (common sunflower), 429 nucleotides long. RefSeq lists its product as uncharacterized. Lineage: Eukaryota; Viridiplantae; Streptophyta; Magnoliopsida; Asterales; Asteraceae. The coding region runs from base 1 to 429 and encodes 142 amino acids. The record is from RefSeq and is a predicted model, not a curated record. The transcript has 2 exons.